Messenger RNA from Neoarthrinium moseri, 1425 nucleotides. RefSeq lists its product as uncharacterized. Lineage: Eukaryota; Fungi; Ascomycota; Sordariomycetes; Amphisphaeriales; Apiosporaceae. The transcript has a single exon. Gene Ontology annotation, biological process: polysaccharide biosynthetic process. Gene Ontology annotation, cellular component: membrane. The record is from RefSeq and is a predicted model, not a curated record. Gene Ontology annotation, molecular function: acyltransferase activity, transferring groups other than amino-acyl groups. The coding region runs from base 1 to 1425 and encodes 474 amino acids.
AUGUAUUCCAAUAGCUUCUCGAAGCGGGAGGACGAGGAGUCCCUCCUGCCUCUCUCGCCUCUCUCGCCGUUACAACAGCAGCCAAGCUCGGCCCGGCGCGUGUGCUCUGUGCCACCUCUCCGAGAGAUGCUCAUCCACACGUUGGCCUUCAUGCGACCCAGCUUUCUGAGCAAACGGGCGCCGCUUGAGGUAUCUGAAAAGCCGUCGGCGCCCAAGAAGAAGCUAUCGACAGAAUAUCUUGAUGGCGUGCGAGGUGUCGCAUCACUCAUUGUAUUCAUUCUUCACUGGAGUCACAUUCCGUACCCGUCGGUCAACUCAGGAUGGGGCUACAAGAACAACACGUCAUUAUGGUUGUUCCCAUUUAUUCGGCUCAUCUAUUCAGGAGCGGCGAUGGUCUCGGUCUUUUUUGUUGUGUCCGGCUUCGUCUUGUCCCACCGGUUCGUGCAACGCAUGCACCGCCAGGAACACAGUGAGCUGUUUGCGUCACUGACGUCCAUCACAUGGCGUCGCGCUAUUCGCCUCUUCCUCCCGGCCUUCGCUUCGAGCCUGAUGGCCUUCGUCUGUGCUUGUCUUGGCAUUAUAACUGUGCCAAGGAAGGUCAAUGGUCAACCUUUCGAGCAUAGCUUCCAAGCCUAUCUCGACUACUUGGACGCAGAGUCCAACCCAUGGGACUGGACUGCCGAGUUUUUCGGGUUCUAUAACCCGCAGCUAUGGUCGAUCGCUGUCGAAUUCCGUGGAUCGAUGGUCAUUUUCCUGCUCAUCUUGGCCUUGGCGCGAAGCCGGACUGCCAUUCGCUUGGCAGUUGAAGGUUUCCUUGUCGUUCAUUCAUUCGGCCACAAGCGCUGGGAUGUCGCUCUUUUCGUUGCCGGCAUGAUCAUCGCCGAGCUGCAGGUCUUGCUGAAGAAGCCAGAACGGGCGUCCCGGCUGAAGCUAGUCAACGCUCUGCUUGUUAUAACACUCAUUUUUGGUGUGUUCCUCUCCGGCUAUCCUCGGGAGCAUAACACACAGACUCCUGGAUACAUGUGGACAAAGUACACUUGGCCUUUCACUGCCUACCGUCGUCGAUUCUGGCUUGCGAUCAGCGCGAUUUUGAUCGUAGGGCCAAUGGCGUUCCUGCCCUCAGUGCAGGCAAUCUUUCUCACGCGACCAGCUCGGUAUCUUGGGCGAAUCAGCUUUGCUCUUUACCUUGUGCAUGGCCUUGGUAACAGGACCAUUGGCAAAUGGCUAUUGAAUGCCUGCUGGGACCACAUUGGCAAAGAAGGCUUUUGGCCUUACACUAUCAGCUUCAUUGUCUCUACGACUUUGUAUUUUCCUAUUAUUAUAUGGUCGUCAGAUAUAUUUUGGAGGGGUGUUGAUGUUCCCUCUACGGAGUUUGCUCGUUGGUUCGAGAAGAAAUGCUCUGUUCCUGAGGUUGCCAAGUUAUGA